Molecule: messenger RNA, 987 nt
Organism: Didymosphaeria variabile
Lineage: Eukaryota; Fungi; Ascomycota; Dothideomycetes; Pleosporales; Didymosphaeriaceae
Exons: 3
Coding region: 1-987 (328 amino acids)
Molecular function (GO): hydrolase activity, acting on ester bonds
Source: RefSeq, a predicted model, not a curated record
AUGAAGUCGUUCGCUCUUACCCUCUCGCUUGCAACAUCUGCCUUGGCAUCACCAUUGACAGAGCGCGCAUCUACGUGGUCGGGAUGGAAAGGCGUGAAAUAUUUCUUCGUAUUCGGUGACUCUUACACCCAAACCGGUUUUGACCCCAAGAGCACGCAACCAUCCGCAACAAACCCUUUUGGUAACCCACCGUGGCCAGGAUGGACUUCUUCUAACGGCCCCAACUGGGUUGGUUUCUUGACUGCGACAUACAACACUACUAAGAUCCAGACAUACAACCUGGCUUAUGGCGGUGCUACUGUCGACUCCGCCCUCGUCGCACCCUACACCCCAACUGUACUGAGUCUGAAGAACCAGGUACAGGAUCAAUUCCUCCCAAUCUACGGCUCUCACCCCUCUUCCGCACCAUGGAAGGACAGCGAUUCGCUAUUCGCUUUCUGGAUCGGCAUCAAUGAUGUAGGCAACUCGUGGUGGCUGAGCAACGCCACUGCAUUGUACGACCAAAUCUUCACCGUCUAUGACGGACUACUAGAGUCCGUCUAUGCUACCGGCGCAAGGAACUUCUUGUUCCUUUCGGUGCCACCAGUAAACCUUGCGCCGCUCACUCUUGCUAAUGGAGACUACGCGAUCGAGAAUGAGGGCAAGAUGAUCGAGACUUGGAACGCGAAGCUGAAGAACCUUACAACAACCUUCUCCAAACGCCACAACAACACUCUCAAGAUCUUCGUUCACGACACGCACACGCUCUUUACGAACGUGAUCAACGACCCCAAGUCAUACGAGCAAACAGCUGGUUUGAAGAACACCACGGGAUACUGCACCGCGUACGAAAAUGGCACGCCUACUUGGUACACAUCUGACCCCAGCUGUUUGUACCCCGUCAACCAGUAUUUAUGGCUCAACGAACUUCACCCUACGUUCCCCAUGCACAAUGCUACAGCUGCUUCGGUGGUUAAGACACUCAAUGGUAGUGGCAAGACUCUCUGA